Molecule: messenger RNA, 2332 nt
Organism: Acromyrmex echinatior (Panamanian leafcutter ant)
Lineage: Eukaryota; Metazoa; Arthropoda; Insecta; Hymenoptera; Formicidae
Product: putative cytochrome P450 12b2, mitochondrial
Molecular function (GO): oxidoreductase activity, acting on paired donors, with incorporation or reduction of molecular oxygen; heme binding; iron ion binding
Source: RefSeq, a predicted model, not a curated record
ACACAUACACACAGUAAAUUCACAAUAUAUUCACAAUAUAUAUAUUUACUUAUAUGACAACAUAAUAGCAAAGCAAUUUAGUACAUUGUCAUCAGAAUUAAAACUGAACAAAACUCAAUUGAAAAGAUUUGGUAACUUUUUUAUCUUUAAUUUUUUAUGUUAACGUAUAAAAGUAAUAUUAAACUUUUAUAUUAAUGAACUUAAUAUGUUGAUUGAAAUUGUAACUGAGUAAUUUUACGAAAGAAAUUACAAAAUAUGAUGCACACAAAUAAAAUUAUUAUAGCAAAGGAAAAGUAAUAGAAGUCGAUAUAAAAGUCGAUUUUUUUCUUGUAUUAUAGAGAAUUUUCUAUUUUCAAAAAUGUAUUUACACAAAGAAAAAUAAGUUGUCGAUUUUAUUUCUGUGACCUAUUAAAUGUUUACGAAUUUAUUGUGAUAUUUGAGACAUUGUUAAGAACCGGGUAUUAAAAUCAUUAAGGUCAAGAACAAAUCCUCAGAUAUAAUUUGACUUUUGUUUCGUACGCAAUGAGCAAGUUAUCUCAAUAUCGAAAAGAACGUUUGUCGAUUGGAAGACUGUCGAUCGGAAGUUUGUCGAUCAUUAAAUCUGUAAAAAAAAAAUUGAAAGAUAUACUAAAAUUAUUCUAUUUCUUUUAAUUUUUCGUAUUUUUAAAUUCUUUGACAUAGUAUUACAUCGAGUGUUAGAUACAUGCUCUUAAUUCUGAUAGUGCAUUAUCACUACGUACGGUACAAGUGAGCAGAUAAUUUUAUACUCCAGUACGAAAAUCAAAAGAAAUCCGAUUAAAUAUGACGCGGACCAGAGUUUUUAUUCGCGAAAUGUGUUUGCCAUUAAAAAUGCAAUCUCGCAUAAGAUCGAUCAGAAAUUAUCCGACAGGAUAUAAUAAAAUAGUGGACAUGAGCAAUAAUUUGCAACACGUACGACCGACCGAGGAUAUUCCUGGUCCAAAAGCAUUACCUUUGAUUGGCAAUUUAUUCAGAUUUCUGCCUUACAUAGGUGAAUACUAUAAUGUGAAUACUCUGACACUUAUGCGAAUGCUGCAUGAUAAGUACGGCAAUAUCGUUAAAUUUGACGGUCUAAAGAAACAACCAAGUAUCUUCCUAUUCUGUCCAGAAUUAUGUAAAAGUAUGUAUCAGCUGCAAGGCAAAAUUCCAAUACGAAUUGCCUUAGAGCCCUUACACAAUUAUCGCAAAAACAGAAAAGACAUUUACAAGGGACAAUAUGGUCUCACAACAAGUCAGGGAGAAUCAUGGAAGGAUUUUCGAUCGAAAGUCAGUCCGCACAUGAUGCGGCCAAAUACAGUGAAAACGCACACCACACAAAUUCACGCUAUAACUAGUGAGUUCGUGGAUAAAAUGUCGACAUUGCGAGAUCCUAAAACAUUGGAAUUGCCAGAUGACUUUAUGAAUGAGUUAUACAAGUGGAGUGUAGAAACAAUGUGUUUAAUCGCAUUGAAUUACCGAAUGGGGUGCUUAAAGUCUAAUCUUGCCGUGGAUUCGGAACCACAAAUAAUGAUUAAUUGCGUAAAGGAAAUGUUCAAUCUUACGUAUCGUAUAGAAAAUGUACCAUCUCUAUUAAAAAUAAACCAUACAUGGAAUUAUCAAAAGCUGUUCCAAGCAUUAGAUCAAAUUAAUGAAGAAUGUAUUAUAUUUACAACCAAUGCGGCUGGCGCUUUGCUAUACUAUAUCGCAAGUAAUAAGGAAAAACAGGACAAAUUGCGAAAAGAAGUAAUGUCUGUGUUACCUGACAAAACAACACUCAUUACACAUGAUCUUUUGGAAAAGAUACCAUAUGUAAGGGGUUGUAUUAAAGAAUGUAUGCGGCUGUUUCCCAUCACUAAUGGCAUUCUAAGAAAUAUGCCGAAAGAUGUUUGUUUAGGAGGAUACUUGAUACCAAAAGGAGCAAAUGUGAUGGCUUGUCACGCAGUGCUUUCGAUGGAUUCUAAGUAUUUUGCACGUCCUAUGGAGUAUAUUCCCGAAAGAUGGAUACGGAAUAGUCCCGAAUUUUUAUUAUAUAGGAGUACGCAUACCUAUGCAUAUAUGCCUUUCGGUUAUGGUGUUCGCGCUUGUAUUGGACAAAGAUUCGCUGAGAUGGAGCUCGAGAUAUUACUCUUGAAAGUCAUACGAAAUUUCCGGAUUGAAUGGCAUUAUGGACCACUCGAACAUGAGAGCCAAAUUGUAAAUACGGUGAAAUCACCGUUGCGACUCAAACUCAUCGAUUUGUAGAAUAUCUCAAAUAUUUCUAUAACUCGACCACUGUUUUGUCAAUACCGAAUGGCACUAACGAUAUUUUUUCCAAUAAAAUUAAAAAAAUAUGUAG